Messenger RNA from Cavenderia fasciculata, 3141 nucleotides. It is a transcript of the gene gxcS, whose product is annotated as pleckstrin domain-containing protein. Gene Ontology annotation, molecular function: guanyl-nucleotide exchange factor activity. The transcript has 6 exons. NCBI's taxonomy places the organism in Eukaryota, Evosea, Eumycetozoa, Acytosteliales, Cavenderiaceae. Gene Ontology annotation, biological process: intracellular signal transduction. The coding region runs from base 1 to 3141 and encodes 1046 amino acids. The record is from RefSeq and is a predicted model, not a curated record.
AUGAAUGCAGAGAUUGAAGAAUCAAAAAGAAAAACAGCACCACCAAGUGUUUUAUUACCACAAGGAGGUGAUCAGCAGCAACCAAGAGUCAUUGGAGUAGCACCUCUAAGAACAUCACAUAUUUUGAAACCUGGAACUGUUCCUACUACCUCUGGACUGGUGUCAGCGUCAGGUGGUGUAGGUGUAGGUGGUAAUGUUGGAGGAGGCAGUGCACAAAUCAAAACGACUCCACCUAAACGAGUUGCUUCAGUUUCAGUGUCGGCUUCUGCAUCGUCUGAGAAUCUUCUUCAUCAUGACCACAACCAAGGUCAACAACAACAACCAUCUCCAUCUCCAUCUCCAUCAAUUGUAAAUAGUAAAAGUACAAGUAGUGGUAACUUGGCAAGUUUACCUUUAAAACCACCUGCCAAGACACCACCAAAAACAGCACCACGUUCAUCUACUUCCAUGUCCAAUUUGAAUGUUCAUUCUCAUAUUGGUGGAGAUUCAUCACCCAACAACAGUAGUCCAACUAGAAUUAGUAUGUCUCCCAAUACAUCAUCCAACUCUUUGUUGUCACCAGACACUAGUAGUGUCAUAUCCAAACGAUUGUCUGAUGAUGGGUCCGACUCGAAUAGUACAUUGGGCGACAGCUCAUUUAUCGAGGAUGGGACAUUGAUUGAAAACAAGGAAGAGGACUCGGACGACGAAACCGACGAAGAAGAGGAGGAGUUACACGAAAACUUCCUUAAAGAGUUGGGGUUGGGCAAUAAAGAGCGUAUCAACGAUCUCAAAGAACAAGAAAAGAAAGAGUUGGAGUUGUUAGCCGGUGGGAAUCGAUUCAGAGUCACUAGAUGUUUUGUUAUGGCUCCAACUAAUAAUCCAGCUCCCCCAACAUCCAACCAUCAUCAUCAUCCAGUUGGUGGUGCACCACCCAAUACUGGAAACAGACCACCUUUGAGUAGUAGUCCAAAUGCAGGUGGAGGAGGAUCACCAUCACAACAAAUACGUAAAUCAGUACUUAACAACAAUGCUAAUCAACAGCAACAACAUCCAAAUGGUCCAUCGGCAGCUGUCAUUGCAGCAUUUGGAGGUGGACAAAAUGGAGGAGUAGGAGCACCAGGUCAACCCAAACUCAACAGACAAACCAUCUUUAACCCAAGAUUCUCUAUUUAUCGUCCAGGUCCAACUAGUGCACACGCCCCACCCAAGAAGCCAUUGCCACCACCACCCAGUCGCAAACUCCCACCAACUCCCAAAACAUACACCAAAGAACAAGAACAAGCAGCCAUUAAAAUCCAAAAAUGUUAUAGAAGAUAUAAACAAAUGAUACCAUUUAGAAAAUUAAAAAUAUUAUACAGAUAUAGAUGGAAUAUUGUUCAAGAGAUUUAUAAUACUGAAAGAACUUAUUUAAAUACAUUGGGACAAUUGUCGGCACAUUUUAUCGAUCCAUUGAGAAAGAGUGAUAUAGUGUCACAGGAUGAUGUCAAGUUUAUAUUUGGUGGUUUGGAUUCGAUCAUUGCCAUCAACACACAAUUAAUGUUUGACGUUGAAAAUAUUCUAAAGAGUUGGACUCCCUAUUCGAUCCUUGGCAAAUGCUUUUGUACACUUGGUGUCUAUCUAAAGGCCUAUACAGACUAUGUCAAAAACUUUGACUUUUCACUCCAACGUAUCGAGGCGUGCAGCAAAGACAUUAAAUUCACAUCCUUUAUCAAACAGGCAGAGGAAAAAACAGUUCCACGAUCACGUUUGGAAUCAUUGCUCAUUACUCCAGUCCAACGUAUCCCACGUUACGUACUCUUACUACAAGACCUACUCAAACACACUGAAUCCUCUCAUCCAGAUUUUACCCAUAUCUCUGAAGGUUUGGAUAUCAUUAAGAAAGUUGCCAUCUCUAUCAAUGAUACUAAAAGAAGAGCUGAUAAUUCUCUUAAAGUAAUUGAAGUUCAAAACAAAUUAGUUGGUAAAUUCCCAAAUCUUGUUGUUGCAGAUAGAAGAUAUGUUCAUGAAGGUUAUGUUUCUCAACUUGGUCAUUCAAAAGAGAAAACUAAAAAAUUAUAUAUAUUUUUAUUUAAUGAUAUUAUGAUUUUCUCAAAGCCAUCAUCAAAUAAAUUAUUUAGUAAAGCGAAAUUCAAAUUUGUAAAGAUUGAAGAUUUAUUCCCUUCACCUAAAAUUGUAGAUAUCCCAAGCAACCCAAUGUACCAAAGUUGUAUCGAGAUUGAAUUAAGAAGCUCCACUUUUACUUUGCAAACUGAAAAUGAAGAUUCCAAAAAAAUAUGGUUUGAUCAUUUUACAAAAGUUUUUGGUGAUAUUAAUAAUCAAUAUGAUAUUAGUGAUAAAUUGGAAAAAAGAGCAGUUGAAAGAGCAGGUCAAGCUAAAACAUACAUUGAUAAUUAUUUUGCAAAUAUUAAAGUCAAAGGAAGAGCAGUUAGAGGAGCAACCAUUCGAUCCAACCCAAAUGAAGCUAUCGCUGGCGAAGAAGACAAACAAAUGGAAAUUGGUGUAGCUGGUGGAGCUGGUCAGCUUGAACAAGCUAGUGGAAAUGGAGGUAGUAGUGGAGUUGGUGUUGGAGCCAGUGGAAGUGAAUCACCACUUUCACAAUCACAACAACAGAUCCAAAGACAGGCCAGUGGUGGUAAUGGUGGUCCAAACGCAGGUUUAUUGACACGUCAACAAACAUUCCACAACAUGACCUUGUUACAAAGAGAAGAACGUCUCAAAGGAAUGGCAGAGGAAACUUCACAAUUGAAAAUGGAACACAUGCGUAUGGAAUCAACACCAUCGCCUCCAAAUGGCAGUCCGUCGACCACUGACAAGUACGGUACUGUCCGCGCUUCGAAUGGAUCGACCAUGGGUAGAGCAACACUCAGCAAAGCUGAUCUUGAAAGUGUCAUUGCCAACAACGAUGGAACCUCAUCACUUCAAGAAAAGAAACCAAAAUCAGGUCCUCCAUCACUCAACAAAAUAUUUUCAUCAAUCAAUCUUAACAAAUCUUCCUCCUCCUCCUCAGACUCUGAUAAAAAGGGUACUACCAAACCACCAAUUGGAAAACCACCUGCUGGAGCUCCUCUUUUCCCAACAAUGAGUAAACAAGUUUCCUCCUUGAAUGUUUCUUUAAAUGCUGAAAUUGCAAAUUCAAUUUCAAAAAGACCAAAUGUUUAA